AUGUGGCUAGGCACGGGGGUGCCGAAGGCGACACAAAGCUUGCAUGUUUGCAAGGUGAUGUGCUUAGGCAUGAAGGUGUCGAAGGCAACACAAAGCUCGCAUGUCGCAAGGCAAUGUGGCUGGGCACGAAGGUGUCGAAGGCAACACAAAGCUUGCGUGUCGCAGAGCGAUGUGGCUAGGCACGAAGGUGCCGAAGGCAACACAAAGCUUGCGUGUCGCAGAGCGAUGUGGCUAGGCACGGAGGUGCCGAAGGGAACACAAAGCUUGCGUGUCGCAAGGCAAUGUGAUUGGGCACGAGGGUGUCGAAGGCAACACAAAGCUUGCGUGUUGCAAGGCAUUGUGGCUAGGCACGUGGGUGCUAAAGGCAUCUCUCGCGCCGGUUGA
Molecule: messenger RNA, 384 nt
Organism: Prunus armeniaca (apricot)
Lineage: Eukaryota; Viridiplantae; Streptophyta; Magnoliopsida; Rosales; Rosaceae
Source: the annotation of a GenBank genome assembly